This is a messenger RNA of Microdochium trichocladiopsis, 1375 nucleotides long. RefSeq lists its product as uncharacterized. The transcript is spliced from 2 exons. Bases 485 to 1375 code for a protein of 296 amino acids. Lineage: Eukaryota; Fungi; Ascomycota; Sordariomycetes; Xylariales; Microdochiaceae. The record is from RefSeq and is a predicted model, not a curated record.
CGUUUGACCCCUACCCGACUGAUGCAUCGCAUCCUAGUCCCCGCCAACCCCGCCGCUCCAAGCGGUCGGCACGAUCGAGCCCGACCCAGCUGGCAUGUUCAGCCCUCCUGUCGCUAAUUCACUUUGGUCUUAGGGCUUGGAGUUUCGCCUAAUGCCGGCCUUGGUCCCAUGGACUGGAUUAUCCUCCCCGAUGUGGGUCAAACUGAGCCGCAUGCACACGGGAAGUUUCAUGGGCCAGCCAGCCACCUUGCGAACCAACCUCCAUUGCCGGGCCAAAACCUUCGUGGAAGUGAUCCGUGGAUGAUCAUGUCAUUACCUCUGGCGGGGUAACCUGCACAUGCAUCAAGAGUCGCUCCACGGCAACGUCUUUGGUGAACCUAGUGCCUUCAGAUGCCUGUCGAGACAGAAAAGGAGCCCGAGCGCUUCAUCCAUACUCACACAUCAGGGCCUGAUCCUACAAUAUCCGUAACAACAUCGUCCCAAUAUGGCCGUCAGGCCAGCUUUGGUUUCCAACAACAUUAUUGAGCAGGGCAUGUUCUCGGCCUGCCUGGUCUUUUCACUAUUCGCGGUCAACUUCUUUUCCUCCGUCUUCUCACUCAUCUUGCAAGUCCUUCUCCUUGUUACCCGCUUGCCCCUCAUCUUCAUUACCAUCGCCGCCUACGGGAUACUACUGCAAUGGUUCCCAAGUGGCUCCGUUGUUAAGAAGCUUGCUUUAUUCAUACUGAUGGGUAUCUCCGGCACGUGGUGGACGGACCUACAAAUCGAUGGCGUUAGACGUGGCUCGGUAGCCCAACAGCCAUCCUGGCGCCUGCCUCAAGGCGGCUCCGUCAUCGUGUCAUCGGCAACUUCUCCUAUCGACGCUGUGUACCUUGCGGCGGCCUUCGAUCCUAUCUUUACUACAUCCUGUCCUGGGACGCGCAAAGUGCGCCGGCUGGGUUUGCUUCAGGCAAUCCUACGCGGGUUUCGACGAAUCGGGGACAAUCCUCUUGGAGACGCUGCCCUUGGGGAGCUGGAGACCUUGCUUGUGGAACACCCAGCGCGAGUCAUUGUGCCUAGUCGCCGUUCCCCUUCCACAAAUGCCUUCCGAGUCAGCAUCCGGUACACGCCGCCGGACGUGACAACACCGGACCAUGGCGGGUGCCUGGCAAUCCUCUGGAACGUGCUCUCCAGUCCUCUGCACCUUAUCCGAGUGCAUAUCGCCGACGACGUGAAUGUCCACACCGCUUUGUCACAGUCACACAAGACGAACAGCGAGCCUGCCAAUUUGGUAGCGCGGCACAACGGAGAUGGUCCGAACCGGAGUUCAAGGUCGAGGGUGACACGCCGACGCACAACUAAACGGCCGCUCAGGGUUCUCGGCGUCAUUAAAGAAUGA